CAUGUUCUUGGCAGGUGUUACAGUGUGAGAACAUAUGGUUCUGUACUGUAUGGGAAUGUGUCAAAGCUGAUCUUCACAUAAAGCAGACUUUAAGAGGGUUGUUUACUCGGGGUCCGGUGGGCGGAGGGUUUUUCUGUAUGUACUUUAAACUAUAGGACUGAAUUCAGCCGUUGAACACCGGUGGGUUUGGCUCCGCGCGCGUUACGCAGCGUGAGUGAAAUCUGAGGAGGGUUUAAAAGGCUCUGAGCAGAACCACAGACAGUCGAGGAGAGACAUUUGAAGAUCUGGGUUGCGCGCGCUACUAAUAACCUGUAAAAGUCUUUACAAAAUGGGUAAAGUUAGUGAUUCAUCCCUUGUGGGAUUUAAAUCUGCAUUACUUUGUUUACUAACACAGAUAUUCAAUCAGUAAUCUUUGAGCUAUCCAACUCGUAGCGCGCAACAGGACACCGGCGUUUCCAUUUUACGCGCGUCGUUUUAACGCGUUGGACUGCUGUUGUUUUUGACAAAUCGUACAAUGGGACAUCUGAGCAACACAUCGCACCCGGCCAACUCCACCGACCCGUUCGGGCGCGACGAAGAGGUCGCCAAAAUCGAGAUCGCGGUCCUCAGCGUCACCUUCGCGGUCGCUGUGAUCGGGAACUGCAGCGUCCUGCUGGCCAUUCACAACACCAAGAAGAAAACCUCCCGCAUGCACCUGUUUAUUAAACACCUGAGCCUGGCCGACCUCGUGGUCGCGUUUUUCCAGGUCCUUCCACAGCUUUGCUGGGAAAUAACCUUCCGAUUUUACGGCCCGGACUUCUUGUGCCGGAUCGUGAAGCACCUGCAGGUGAUGGGCAUGUUCGCGUCCACUUACAUGAUGGUUAUGAUGACUCUAGAUCGGUAUAUCGCCAUCUGCCACCCUCUCAAGACCCUCCAGCAGUCCACGCGGAGGUCCCACAUCAUGAUCGGGGGCACGUGGAUCAGCAGCCUGGUCCUCAGCACCCCUCAGUACUUCAUCUUCUCCCUCAGUGAGAUCAAGAACGGCUCUGAUGUUUACGACUGCUGGGGCCACUUCAUCCAGCCCUGGGGACCCCGCGCGUACAUCACCUGGAUCACAGCCGGGAUAUUCCUCAUCCCUGUGAUCAUAUUAAUGACCAGUUACGGGUUCAUAUGCCACAGCAUCAGGAUGAACAUCAGAUAUAAGACGAAGAAGACGCCGACUGAUGGCGCGCACAAGAACGGGCUGAUCGGGAAGAACUCGGUGAGCAGCGUGACCACCAUCUCCAGAGCGAAGCUGCGCACCGUCAAGAUGACGUUCGUCAUCGUUCUCGCGUACAUCAUCUGCUGGGCGCCGUUUUUCAUCGUGCAGAUGUGGUCAGUUUGGGACAAGAACUUCAGCUGGGAUGAUUCAGAGAACACGGCCGUCACUCUGUCUGCGCUGCUGGCCAGUCUGAACAGCUGCUGUAACCCGUGGAUAUACAUGGUUUUCAGCGGACACCUUCUGCAUGACUUCACUCACUGCUUCCCCUGCUGCCAGCAGAUCCACCAGAGCUUCAGGAAAGAGGACUCGGACAGCAGCUUACGCAGAACCACGCUGCUCACCAAAAUCACCAACCGAAGCCCCACGUGUAGCUCGGGCACCUGGAAAGAGUUCGAUCAUUCCCCCAAAUCUGACAGGUCGGCUCCGGCUGGGACGUGAUGCAUGCGGCCCCUGGGAAUGUGCCUUUAUUGACCAGCACUUUGGUGAGACUCUCGCAGCAGCGUGACGGGCCGCAGGUUCGAGCGUUCAGACUCAGAGAUCUGGAUGCUGAUUGAGUUCAGCAUACUCAAGCUCAGGAGAGUUCAUUCUGUUUCAUUUAAGCAUGUUUCUCUUAAAACUAAAAACAGAGACACUAGCUGUCAUCCAGUAAGAGAGCUGUAAAAUGAAUAUGGAGAACAGCUCGGAUCAUUUGAUGAGAAGCAUUUGAGUUUUCUGACUUUUUAUUGCAGCCAAGCAAAGAUUUGAGAUCUUCUCUGAAGCUUUUUAAGUUUUUUUUCCCUCUACUUUAGCUGAAGUCUUUAUUGCUGUCGUCAGAGAGAAGUUUGGAAUAAUUACGAUUUUUUUAAUGUUUUUGAAAUAAGUCUAUGGAAGCUUGUUUCCACCACUGAAUAAGAAAUAAAAGAUGUAAUUGCACUUUUUUAUAUCAUUGCGUGAUAUAAACUCACAAUUGUGAGAAAAAAGUCAAAAUUGUGUGAUAUAAUCUCGUAAUAGUGAGGAAAAAAAGUCAGAAUUGUGAGAAAAAAUCAAUUUGCGAGAUAUUUCACUGGGGGUGCUUGUUUCCACGAUAGAAAAAAAGUCAGAAAUGCAAGAAAAAAGUAAAAAUUGUGAGAAAAAAAGUCAGAAUUGCAAGAUAUAUACUCAUAAUUGCGAGAAAAAACUCAAUUUGUGAGAUAUACACUUGUAAUUGGGAGAAAAAGUCAAAAUUGCGAAAAAAGU
Molecule: messenger RNA, 2455 nt
Organism: Megalobrama amblycephala (Wuchang bream)
Lineage: Eukaryota; Metazoa; Chordata; Actinopteri; Cypriniformes; Xenocyprididae
Gene: avpr1aa
Product: arginine vasopressin receptor 1Aa
Exons: 2
Coding region: 515-1678 (387 amino acids)
Biological process (GO): positive regulation of vasoconstriction; regulation of systemic arterial blood pressure by vasopressin; G protein-coupled receptor signaling pathway
Cellular component (GO): membrane
Molecular function (GO): peptide binding; vasopressin receptor activity
Source: RefSeq, a predicted model, not a curated record